This is a messenger RNA of Lizanozyma spartinae, 1248 nucleotides long. RefSeq names its product Zn(2+) transporter. Gene Ontology annotation, molecular function: zinc ion transmembrane transporter activity. The record is from RefSeq and is a predicted model, not a curated record. Gene Ontology annotation, biological process: zinc ion transmembrane transport; intracellular zinc ion homeostasis. The coding region runs from base 1 to 1248 and encodes 415 amino acids. The transcript has a single exon. NCBI's taxonomy places the organism in Eukaryota, Fungi, Ascomycota, Pichiomycetes, Serinales, Debaryomycetaceae. Gene Ontology annotation, cellular component: fungal-type vacuole membrane.
AUGAGUGGGAAACAAAUUCGUAUUAUUUCACUCUUAGUGUUGGACACGGCGUUCUUCCUCUUGGAAGCCAUAGUUGGUUAUAGUGUCCAUUCAUUGGCUUUAGUAGCUGAUUCUUUCCAUAUGCUUAAUGAUAUUAUUUCCUUGAUCAUUGCUCUUUGGGCUGUUAGAGUGAAGGAAACAAGAAAGGCAUGUGGAAAGUACACUUAUGGAUGGCAAAGAGCUGAAAUCUUGGGCGCUUUAAUCAAUGCUGUCUUUCUUUUAGCUUUGUGUUUCACAAUUAUCAUUGAAGCUAUUCAAAGAUUCUUUGAACCUCAAGUAAUUUCUAACCCGAAGUUAAUUCUUGCAGUUGGUUGCGCCGGUUUGGCAUCUAACUUCCUUGGGUUGGUCUUAUUCCAUGAACACGGUCAUUCUCAUUCUCAUGGUGGUAGUGGUUCCGGUCAUUCCCAUUCACAUGAUAACCAACACGAUGAAGAAUCUGCUGUGCAAUCUUCUACAUUCCCUAAGCCUUCAUUUCCUGCUAAAAGUGGGUCUUCUUCUGAUAUCUCCAGUUAUUUGCCUGAUCGUUUCAUUGAAAAUUACAACGAAAGAAGCGGCUUAUUGCCCAAGAGCAAUGGAAUUAAUCAAUCUCAUCCACACUCUAACGAAAAUGAACAUUCUCCAGCCGCUCCUAAAAGGCAAAAGUCUAUGAAUAUGGAAGGUGUCUUUUUACAUGUUUUGGGUGAUGCCUUGGGUAAUAUUGGUGUUAUUUGUGCAGCUUUGUUCAUUUGGAAGACUGAUUACUCCUGGAGAUAUUAUACUGAUCCUAUCAUCUCUCUUGUGAUAACUGUUAUUAUCUUUUCUUCUGCAUUACCAUUAUGCAAGAAGUCUGCAAAGAUUUUGUUACAAGCAUCUCCACCAUAUUUGAAUUCUGAAGCUCUUAUUCAAGAAAUUAUCACUUUGGAUUCAAUCAAGUCCUUACAUGAUUUCCAUGUGUGGAACUUGAAUGAAGAUAUUCUUAUUGCGUCUUUACAUUUGGAAUUAGUUUCCAACACUGAUGAUUGUAUUAAAAAGACUGAUUUCUUAAGUGCUGUGGGUCAGGUUAGAGAAAUAUUGCAUCGUUACGGAAUUCAUUCAGCGACCAUUCAACCUGAAUUUGGUGAGCUGCAAAUUGUUGAAGAAGCUGAAUUCGACUCUUAUGGAGCCAUUACGAAGGAUCAUUGUCAACUUGAUGAAGUUGCUAACUGCAGUGAUGCUUGUUUGAGACAAUAG